This is a messenger RNA of Diplodia corticola, 3399 nucleotides long. Its product is annotated as chitin synthase 2. The coding region runs from base 1 to 3399 and encodes 1132 amino acids. Gene Ontology annotation, molecular function: chitin synthase activity. The record is from RefSeq and is a predicted model, not a curated record. The transcript is spliced from 3 exons. Gene Ontology annotation, cellular component: cell septum; cell periphery. NCBI's taxonomy places the organism in Eukaryota, Fungi, Ascomycota, Dothideomycetes, Botryosphaeriales, Botryosphaeriaceae.
AUGGACCGCCCUCGCACCCCAAAUGGCCGUCUUCCUGCCUACGCUGCCCCGCCUGAGUAUGGCUACUAUGACGACGACUACCCGCCGUCGCCCGACCGCUACAACGCCAGCGCUUCUUCCAUGCGCCUUUUGACCCAUGGCGACCCCAACGACUACAGCCCGUUAGUACCCCCCAGUCCUCCAGCAGCGCUACCGUCACUGGAGCCCGCCAGUCCUGUCUCGGGAGCACAGUCCUCCCAGCCCCGGGGACCUGGCUUGAACUUUGUUUCUCGCCCUCCGCCGGGUGCCACUCCAACCCAGCAUGCCGAAGAUCCCAUGGCGGACUUUUUGCGCGAGGCCGAGCAGUCCCUGUCCGCUUCGCAACCGCCGCAGUCCGACCUUGCUCCAGAGUCCUCUGCCUUCAAGCGCGGCACCGACAAGAUCAAGAAGACGAUCAAGCUGAACGUCAAGCGCAAGCCUGCCGCCAACACACAAGGCUCACAAGAACAACCUGACAGGCCGGCUCCGCAGUCCUCCUACGACCCCUCCACCUACCCUUCCACCACAUCGCUGCCUCUCUCAAGAGCGCCAUCCAUCCUGGACACUGCUCCGCACAUGCCCCCGCCCGACCUCGACAGCGCCUACAUGCCUUACCGCACUGCCACUCCGACCAACCGCGCCGGAUCGCCAACGAGGCCCUGGACCCCUUCCAUCCGCCCCCCUGCAUCCAGCGCUGCAUAUGAGCCACUUGACCUGAAUGGCACCCCACGCCCCGGCACCCCGUCUUCUCGCUAUGGCGGCAGCCCGAAACGCCCGCUUCCACCCCAACCUCUCUUUGCUGGCGGCCGCCCCAUUUCUAGCGACUCGAAGCAUAGUGAAGCCACCAUCGCCAUCGAGGACGAUGAAAUCUUCGGCGCUGACGGUGACAUGGGCUCAAGGCCCGAGCUUCACACGAUGGACUCGUUCAACAGCCACUCCACUUUUACUGACGAGUUCUAUGACGAAAAGCACAUGGGUCCAGCCCCAAGCCCUGGCAAACAACAGAGACGCGGCGCCCGUCAACAACGCGUUGAAAAGCGAGAAGUUCGCCUUGUCAAUGGCGAGCUAAUCCUCGAGUGCAAGAUCCCCACGACCCUUUACAGCUUCCUCCCUCGCAAGGAUGGAAGCGAAUUCACGCACAUGCGAUACACUGCUGUGACGUGCGACCCCGAUGACUUCGUCGACAAAGGCUACAAAUUACGUCAAAAUUUUGGCGCGACUGAACGCGAGACAGAGCUGUUCAUCGCCGUGACCAUGUACAACGAGAACGAGAUCGACUUUACUCGUACUAUGCAUGGUGUUAUGCGCAACAUCUCUCAUUUCUGCUCGCGCGCAAAGAGUAGAACCUGGGGGAAGGACGGAUGGCAGAAGAUUGUCGUCUGCAUCAUUGCAGACGGUCGCCAAAAGGUGCACCCUCGAGUCCUCGACGCUCUGGCCGCCAUGGGCUGCUACCAGGAAGGCAUUGCCAAGAACACCGUCAAUGACAAGGAAGUCACGGCGCACGUCUACGAAUACACCACGCAGGUAUCCCUCGACUCUGACCUCAGGUUCAAAGGUGCCGAGAAGGGAAUCGUUCCCUGCCAGAUCGUCUUCUGUCUGAAGGAGAAGAAUGCGAAGAAGCUCAACUCUCACCGAUGGUUCUUCAACGCUUUUGGUCGCGCCCUGAACCCCAACAUCUGCAUCCUUCUCGACGUUGGCACCAAGCCCGGCUCCAAAGCGUUGUACUACCUUUGGAAGGCGUUCGACACGGACUCGAGCGUUGCGGGUGCUGCCGGUGAGAUCAAAGCUGGCAAGGGCAAGGGAUGGCUGGGUCUUCUGAACCCGCUGGUCGCUUCUCAGAACUUUGAGUACAAGAUGUCCAACAUCCUGGAUAAGCCACUAGAAUCGGUCUUUGGCUAUAUCACCGUCUUGCCGGGUGCUUUGAGUGCCUAUCGUUACCACGCCCUGCAAAACGACGAGACUGGACAUGGCCCUCUGAGUCAGUACUUCAAGGGAGAGACGCUCCACGGCCAAGAUGCGGACGUGUUCACGGCCAACAUGUACCUGGCCGAAGAUCGUAUUCUUUGUUGGGAGCUGGUUGCCAAGCGGAGCGAAAGAUGGGUCUUAAAAUACGUCAAGAGUGCAACGGGAGAGACCGAUGUUCCAGGCAACGUACCCGAGUUCAUCUCUCAGCGCCGCAGGUGGUUGAACGGAGCUUUCUUCGCUGCCGUAUACUCACUCCUCCACUUCAGACAGAUCUGGGCGACAGACCACACUUUGUGGCGGAAGAUUCUGCUACACAUCGAAUUCGUCUAUCAGUUCGUCAGCUUACUGUUCACUUACUUUUCUUUGGCCAACUUUUACUUGACUUUCUACUUCAUCGCCGGUUCUCUCAGUGAUCCCAAGUUAGACCCCUUCGGUCACAACAUGGGUCACGUAAUUUUCCAGAUCCUGCGGUAUUCCUGCACUCUUUUGAUCUGCAUGCAGUUCAUUCUUUCCAUGGGAAAUCGUCCUCAGGGAGCGAAGAAGAUGUUCCUCUUCUCUAUGAUCGUGUACGGUGUCAUCAUGAUGUAUGUGACGUUCGCAUCAGUCUACAUCGUCGUCGACCAGCUCCGCGAUCCGGACACGAAGUUCGAGCUUGGCAACAACAUAUUCACCAACAUGAUUGUCAGCACAGCCAGUACGAUCGGCCUGUAUUUCCUCAUGUCAUUCUUGUAUUUGGAUCCCUGGCAUAUGAUCACCUCGUCGGGCCAGUACUUCGCACUUCUCCCCGCGUACAUUUGCACGCUUCAAGUCUACGCUUUCUGUAACGCGCACGAUGUUACGUGGGGCACGAAGGGUGACAACGUCCAAAACCGCGACCUCGGCCAAGCCAAAGGAAGUGGUAAUACGGUCGAGUUGGAGAUGCCCUCGGAACAGCUCGACAUCGAUUCUGGCUACGACGAGGCGCUUCGAAACCUCCGCGACCGUAUCGAGGUGCCCUCACCAGGUCUUAGCGAGAGCCAGGCACAGGAAGACUACUACCGCGCCGUGCGUACAUACAUGGUCGUUGUGUGGAUGAUCUGCAAUGCCAUCCUGGCCAUGGCGGUCUCGGAAGCCUACCCUGUUGGAGAGGUUGGCUCGAACUUCUAUCUCAAGUUUAUCCUAUGGAGCGUCGCCGCGGUGGCCUUGUUCCGUGCCAUCGGCUCAAGCGCAUUCGGUGUCAUCAACAUCAUACACAUGAUUGCCGAGGGCCGGCUCAAGUGGCGUGGAAGGUCCAGCAGCAACGGCCCGAAGACGAAAUUCGGACGCAGUGGCAGAUUCAGCUGGCUGCCGACCUUCGGCACACCGAGCUGGGUCAGCAGCAGUGGCAGUUGGGUGAGCAGCAAAGCAAGUAGCGUGGGGAGUAGGCUGAGGAGAUAG